This is a messenger RNA of Cuscuta campestris, 782 nucleotides long. NCBI's taxonomy places the organism in Eukaryota, Viridiplantae, Streptophyta, Magnoliopsida, Solanales, Convolvulaceae. The record is from the annotation of a GenBank genome assembly.
UUUACAGAGCGGUUUAAUUGUUGUUACGACAUGUGUCAUCCUACGUGGCGUUCUAUGUGUUUUUUUACGCUUAGUCAUCAAGAGGGUUAAAUGCAGAGGAGAACAGGAGGUUUAACGGAUGUUUAGGUUUGAAGACGUACUUCAGGCAUGCCAACGAGCAUCUCUGCAGCCAUUGCGUGUCGGAACUCAGAACAAUCAUCCCCAGCACUCAAAUGAAUUGAUGAUGUCAAAGGGCAUGCGCUAUGCCAACCAAGCUCUUUUUUCUGGAUGCUCAGCUGGAGGUCUUGCUGCCAUAUUACACUGUGAUGAAUUCCGCAAUUUAUUUCCACAAAACAGUAAUGAGAUACAUGGGUUGAGGAAGUUUGAUCUGUAUCUUGGCAGGGCAAAUCUAGAAGAAACUGAGCCGGUUCUUUUAUCAAUUCUUCAUUUCUUUUCACAGUUCUUUCUUGUGUCCGUUCAUCCUCAACUUAUCGCUGGUUCGGAGAAGAGACGUAACAGGGCCUCUGCCGCUGUCGCCACCACUAACCGGCGACAUGUCUUCUCAGACCAGGGCCGACCCUCCUUCAAAGUUAGAUAUGCUCACAAGGAGAAAAGGGGCAAAGAUGAAAUGAUGAACGCCAAACGGCUUUUAGUUUAUAUGUUCGAUGUUAUGAGAGUGUCAGUUGAGCUGAGCUAUGGUUAGAGAUGUGCUUUGACCAUGGGAGAAGAGACGGCCAUGCGUCAAAGGAGCUAAUCCUGCUAGAUGAUGGUGCUAUGGUUUAAAAUACAGAAAAGGUAUUGUU